AUGCGCAUGGUCCGAAGCAACUCCAGCUCUAAGUUACUAGAAGUACGAGAAGAAGCUCUGCACUGGGCGGAGGAGGAUGAAAAGCUGCGUCGUACAAAAAGAAAUGUAUCAAGUGAAGCAGUGUCAAUCACACAGCCAAACAAAGAGAUGGAUAAAGUAUUGCAAGCCCUCGAAGAGCAGCGUAUGUCGAUUGAUAAUUUGUUCCAAACUCUUAUUUCCCUUUCCAGAUCCAACAAUAAUAUUCCGCGGAAUCAGGGAGGAAGAGGAGGCCGAAACCCCUCCCCCCGCGCCUUUGGCGAAAGAAAGAACAGAAUUUGUUAAGUGCCAAGGAGUUGGACACAUUGCAAGAGAUUGUGUGAAUAAUACAAUGCCUGAAUGACGCCCUUUCCCCAUCCAAUGGCCCAUCACGCAAUACUGCCUUUCCCCCGUCGUAUAUCCCUUGUUAAGAUACAUCAGCGCCAAACGGUCCCCCUCCACAGUCGCGAGUCGGGCAGUAGGAGGGGGAAGCGCAGACCCUCAGAGCAAACUGGGAAGAAUAAUUGGCAAGUGUCUUGUUGCUGUUGUGAACAUUGGAGGCGUGUCUUUAUCAUUUUUACUUCAUUUAGGCUCUGAGGUCUGUACUAUUACAGAAGAAUUCUUUAAUACUCAUUUUAAACCAAAGGGACAGAACUACUUUCAACCAGUGGGUGGUUAAAACUGACAGCAGCAAAUGGGUUAGAAAUACUCUAUCUUGGAUAUUUCGAACUUGACAUUGAAAUUUUUGACUUAAAGGUGUGCAGACGAGAAAUACUGGUCGCAAAGAAUUCUGCCAUUAAUGCUAUAAGACCACGGAAGAGAGAGGUACCAGGUCUCUUAGGAAUGAAUGUACUAUGUGAAAUGGGACAAGUGUUAGGCAAGUUCGAGGGAACGGAAUUUUUAAGUAAAAUUGAUCAUGUAUGGUCACAGCCAAUCCAGGCUGCUAAACGUCGUGCGAAUACAUCAGUACGAGGUAUCGUUCGAGUUGCAGGAAAGUUGGCAGUAUGGACCCCAGCUAAUGCAGUGACAACAAUACCUGCCACUGGUUGGGGUGGUCAAGUGAAGUGCGAGAUGCAAUGGUGGAACCAGUUGUUGGACAACAGUUGUCGCACCUAG
Messenger RNA from Paramuricea clavata, 1131 nucleotides. The record is from the annotation of a GenBank genome assembly. Lineage: Eukaryota; Metazoa; Cnidaria; Anthozoa; Malacalcyonacea; Plexauridae.